UAGUUGAGGCUACAGUCGUGUGUUAGAAGCCGUUCGGGAAGGUCUGUGAAGAGCAGUUCAUGCAAGUGCUUUGAGUGAAUUGCUGUCUUCGGUGUCUACUGCGUCUGGGUGAACAGAUCUGAUUUUCUUUGGUGUGGAUUUUGCUGUUCAUAAUACCGAGUGGAAGAAAAAAAAGACAUUGCUACGAAUUUUAGAAUAUUUGAGGUUAUGAGAGAGAGCGAGGGACAAAAAAUAAAUGUGAAAAUGGCGCGCGUUAAUCUACGUUGGUUCUCACUGGUCACCUGCGCAAUUGUACUGACUACUUCGAAAGCAUCCUUCGUCUGGCCCCAGGACUCGCACAUCCUCAGCAGCGAUUCCGAGGGAGCCAACAUCCUCAUCCUGCAUCCGAUCUACGCCGGAAGCCACGAGCUGACCCUCCGGAGAUUCGGGGAGGAAUUGGUCAAGCGAGGUCACAAGGUCACGCAGGUCCGAUGGAAGUGCAGCAAGACCCAGGAGGUCAAUUCGACAGUGGAGGUCGUGACCUUGCGUCCCGACAACCACGACUUGAGGUAUCCUUAUAUGGAGAGCGACGGGACCUUCCAGCCACCGACGUCCAUGCUGUGGCAGAGACCCAGACACAUUUGGCAGAUCCCGAUGGAUGUCUUCGGAUUAAUGGACGCCCAUUGCGAGACGCUCCUCGGGGACGUGGAGCUCGCUCGACGCCUUCGAUCGUCGAACUUCACUCUCGCCCUCGUGGACUUCAUCGCCAACGAAUGCUCCUUAGCCCUGGCCUACCACCUGGGGCUGCCCGUCGUUGGUUUCUGGGGGUUCUCGUUCCAGGGGGGAGAAUCUCGCGCCACGGGAGUGUUCCAGUCACCUGCCUUGGUGCCCAAUCUCCUGAGCGAGGUUGGAGCGACGAUGACGUUUUCCGAACGAGUCUGGAACACCAUAGUCAUGUUAGCUGAGUCAGCCAUGAUGUCUUACCAUUUCAGUCUCAUAGAUUCUCACAUCAAAAAAUUCCUUCCUGCUGUCCCGAAAAGCUACGACCUUCUCGGGGAGGUAGAAGUUAUUCUGGUCCACUCUCACUGGUUGAUUGAUUAUCCGAAGCUCAUGCCUCCUCACGUCCAGUACAUCGGAUGCAUUCAGUGUGGUACUCCAUCUCCGCUACCAAGCCACCUUGAAGAGUGGGUAAGUAAUUCCGGCAGUGCAGGCGUGAUCAUAUUCUCUCUGGGCUUUAGUGGAUAUGAAGCUAGCACCGUUCCCAAGGAGGUCAUGGAUGCCUUCAUCCAGGCCUUUGAAAGGCUACCACAUAGGGUAGUCAUGGGAUUCAACUCAGCUCGUCUAGCCUAUAUCCCACGGAAUGUGAUGGUUCUCGACUGGUUCCCACAACAUGACCUUUUAGGUCACCCAAAAACCCGGCUCUUCGUGACACACUGUGGUCAAAAUGGUGUGAACGAAGCCGUCUUCCACGGCGUCCCAAUGGUGGCCAUGCCUGUCUUCGCUGAUCAGGGCGACAACGCCCGUAGAGUUAAAGAUCGUGGUCUUGGCGUCGUCUUGGAUAAGGCUACGAUCACGGGAGACUUGGCAUACGAAGCUAUAACCGCCGUUCUUAACGACACACGGUACCGAGAAACUGCAGAGCGAUUCUCUUCCCUAUGGCAAGAGGAAGGGGAAUCUGGGGCCGAGAGGGGAGCGAAAUGGUUGGAGAGAGUCCACAGAUAUGGCCGACUCACCCAUCUAAGGAUGCCUGGGGGACAACUCUCUUUGUCUCAGUAUUUCGCUUUAGACGUAUUUUCCUUCUUGCUGGCAGUCUUUUCUGUCCCUUUGGGUCUGGUCUAUUGGUCAUGUUGUAGAAGCAGAACGAAGUUGAAAGUAAAAACUCACUAACGAAACGUAAGCUUCUUGUGUUCGACUGUUCCAUUAUUUUAAUAUCCAUUGUUACAACAUAUUUAUUCAAACGUCAACUUUUUAUAUGAGAUAAAAUCGUGCAUUUCUCUGUCGUACUUCGUUUGAGUGAAUUUCUUUGUGUUAGCUAGUCCAAAACUUGUCAUUUGCUUAAUUUGUUAAGUCAGUCUAGUGGAUUACAGGUGUUUUGAGUGGAGAAAAAUGGCCCAGUGUUAAAUGAAAGUUAUUCUUUCUCGGAGAAAUGAUUCUCGUCACAUAUUCUGUCACUAAUGCAAAGUAGCAGCACGUGGAAAAGAAUAUUCAGGCGCCAAUCUUGGUGAAUAUUCAGUUUAUAUAGACUACAUUUUAAUGCACUGAAUUGUUAUUAUAGGAUAGCAUAACUGCAUGAAUACAAGAUAGGAAAAAAAUUGCAUGCGAGUAAUGUGAAAUAUUGUUUAAGGCUGAAAUGUAUUCUUAGAUUGAUCGUGUAUCCUAUUAAUGUGA
Messenger RNA from Macrobrachium nipponense, 2367 nucleotides. Its product is annotated as UDP-glucuronosyltransferase 1A8-like. Gene Ontology annotation, molecular function: UDP-glycosyltransferase activity; hexosyltransferase activity. Lineage: Eukaryota; Metazoa; Arthropoda; Malacostraca; Decapoda; Palaemonidae. The record is from RefSeq and is a predicted model, not a curated record. The transcript has 9 exons. The coding region runs from base 208 to 1866 and encodes 552 amino acids.